Molecule: messenger RNA, 708 nt
Organism: Cornus florida
Lineage: Eukaryota; Viridiplantae; Streptophyta; Magnoliopsida; Cornales; Cornaceae
Product: non-specific lipid-transfer protein 1-like
Exons: 2
Coding region: 137-493 (118 amino acids)
Biological process (GO): lipid transport
Cellular component (GO): membrane
Molecular function (GO): lipid binding
Source: RefSeq, a predicted model, not a curated record
CAACCUUUCUACACACGACAGCACAAGCAACACAUAUAGUAGUAAUUUCGGAGACUUCUUUCAUCUCUUGUUUGCUUUUUAAACAGUCUAGUUUUCGAGUUUUCUGAAAGCAGUGACCACUACUACUACUACUACAAUGGCAAGCUCAGCAAUGCUUAAGGUGGCUUGCGUUGUACUCGUGUGCAUUGUGGUGACUGCACCUCAGGCCGAGGCGGCCAUGACAUGUGGUACGGUGGUAACAAGCUUGACUCCGUGCCUCGGCUACCUGAGGAGCGGUGGUGCCGUCCCAGCCCCAUGCUGCAGCGGGGUUAAAUCCCUCUACAGCGCUGCUAGCACCACGACCGACCGCCAGACCGCUUGCAGAUGCAUGAAAUCAGCUGCUACCGGUAUCGCCGGCAUCAACAUGGCUAAUGCUUCUGGCCUCCCUGCAAAAUGUGGUGUCAACAUUCCCUACAAGAUCAGCCCCUCCACCGACUGCUCCAAGGUGCAGUGAGGUUGAUGCACGAGCGAGCCACUGCCACUGGAUCCAAGUACGUACUGUAUGAAUAAAGACGGGCAUCUGAGUCCUUCUGGGGGUCCACUAGAGCGACCCUCCCUCCAGUUUCUAAUAGGAGAGUGUGUCAAUGUAGUUUGGUCGUUGUAUGCAGUGUGACCGGUGUAUUGAUUAUAUUUAUGUCUAAUGAAUCUAGCUAUCCCACUUUAUACUUA